UUCCUCACCUUCAGGGAGCCCAACAAUUCGGAGAUUUAUCCUCCGACCUUGAUUUUCGAGGUCGUCGAUAUGGUCUCGUAAGGCUCGCACCUCUCGCUCUAGCACCUGGAUCCAACUGGACGAGGACUCCAUUGCAGCUUCCGAGGCCUUAGUUCGACCCUCCACCUCCUCCAGCCUCUCCCGAGGCCCUGGAUCUCCUGCUCAUGCCUCUGCAGCAUGGACGUGAUAGGUUCGACCUGGGCACGAAUCUCCCCAUGGAUCUCCUCAAUCGCAGCCUUAACUUUCAAAAAGGAUUGCACCAUACUACACCAGAGAAUACAGAGAGGAUAGACACUGCAGAUUGAUCCUGACCAUCACCCAGGGAACAUCUGCACAAUUGUGGGAAGGCAUUCAGUUCCUUCACACCAUUGCUCAACAGUUGGGCAUUCAAACCAUCAUCUGGAAAUCGUUUGGAUAAGGGGAGCUUUGACAUAUCAUUAACCACUCUCUCAUUCCUGCAGGUGUGAGACUGUUCAAAUGAGAGGUCUAUGAGGAGGUUACCCAAUCUUGUGAGGAUUUGGUACAGAGCAGGUGUACCUGCCAUACUACUAUUAACGCACGGCCAGCUAAAUGGAAGAGAAACCAUUCAAGUGUGAGGUUUGUGAUCGAACUUUUGCAAGGUCAUUGACACUCACAAAUCACCGACGCAUUCACACUGGGGAGAAGCCAUUCAAAUGUGAGGUUUGUAACAAGGGCUUCACACAGUUGUCAGGCCUGGUGAAACACAGGCCCAUUCACACAGGAGACAAACCAUUCAGAUGUGAGGUUUGUGACAAAUCUUUCUCACAGUCAUCCAGCCUCCUUGUACACCAACGCAUUCAUACUGGAGAGAAACCAUUCAGAUGUGACGUGUGUGAUAAAGCGUUUUCAACAUUGGCAGAACUUCGAAAACACCAACGAAUUCACACAGGGGAGAGACCAUUCACGUGUGAGGUGUGUGACAAAUCGUUCUCUCAGUCGUCUACCUUCCAUACACACCAACGCAUUCACACUGGUGAGAAACCGUUCAAGUGUGAGGUGUGUGAUAAAUCAUUUUCGCGAUCAGGGAACCUCUAUGCACACCAACGCAUUCACACAGGGGAGAAACCAUUUACUUGUGAGGUGUGUGACAAAUCAUUCUCACAGUCAUCAAAAUUCCUCAUACAUGAACGUACUCACACAAAGGAGAAACCAUUCACUUGCAAGAUAUGCAACAAAUCAUUCUCAGAUUCAUCAGCCUUUCAAAGACACGAACGCAUUCACACAGGGGAGAAACCAUUCACCUGUGAGGAGUGUGAUAAGUCAUUCUCAGUCUCAUCCACCCUCCGCAAACACCAACGUAUUCAUACAGGAGAGAGACCGUUCACAUGUGAGGUGUGCAACAAAUCGUUCUCACAGUUAGGAGCCCUCCACACACACCAACGAAUUCACACAGGCGAGAAACCAUUUACAUGUGAAGUGUGUGACAAAUCAUUCUCACGUUCAGGGAACCUCCGGACUCAUCAACGCAUCCACACUGGGGAGAAACUGUUCAAGUGUGAGGUGUGUGGCAAAUCAUUUUCAUCAUCAAUGAAACUCCAUGUACAUCUAAGUAAUCACACAGGGGAGAAACCAUUCAUUUGCAAAGUAUGUAGUAAAUCAUUCUCACACUCAUCAAUCCUCUGUACACAUGAACGCAUUCACACAGGGGAAAAACCAUUCAGAUGUAAUGGAUGUCUCAAAUCAUUUUUGGAUUCAUCUACCCUCCGCAGACACCAACGCAUUCACACAGGUGAGAAACCAUUCGUGUGUGAGGUGUGUGACAAAUCAUUCUCACAGUCAUCGAGCCUCUGUGCACACCAACGCAUUCACACAGGGAUGAAACCGUUCAUAUGCAAGGACUGUGACAAAUCAUUCUCAGUUUCAUCGAGCCUCCGCAGGCAUGAACGCAUUCACACAGGGGAGAAAUUAUUCAAGUGUGAGGUGUGUGAGAAGUCAUUCUUGUACUCAGAUAGCCUCCGCAGACACCAAUGCAUCCACACCGGCGAGAAACCCUUUAGGUGUGAAUUGUGCACCAAAUCAUUCUCAAGGUCAUGGAACCUCCUGCUCCAUCAGAGGAUCCACACAGGGGAGUAAUCUUUCAAUUAUGAGGUUUGUAAUGAAGAUUUUGUGAUGUCUUUAACCAUCUGGGACAUCAUAGGAUUCAUAGAGAAUCUCUCU
Molecule: messenger RNA, 2217 nt
Organism: Chiloscyllium plagiosum (whitespotted bambooshark)
Lineage: Eukaryota; Metazoa; Chordata; Chondrichthyes; Orectolobiformes; Hemiscylliidae
Biological process (GO): regulation of transcription by RNA polymerase II
Cellular component (GO): transcription regulator complex; chromatin; PcG protein complex
Molecular function (GO): DNA-binding transcription factor activity, RNA polymerase II-specific; RNA polymerase II cis-regulatory region sequence-specific DNA binding
Source: RefSeq, a predicted model, not a curated record